AUGGAUAAAAGCUGGAUAUCAUGGGAUAAAAAUAGUUCAGAGUACCAAGAAAAAGCCAAAGAAUUUAUCUUCAACUCUAAGAAGUAUGCAAGAAAUCCUGAUUUGGUUAGAUGUCCUUGUAUUAUUUGUCAAAAUCGUAGUACACAAACUGAUGAAGUAUUGUUGUUGCAUUUGGUCAAAUACGGCUUUGACCCUAUGUAUAAGGACUGGGUUGGUCAUGGUGAGCCAACCAGACCAACAAGGUCCGCAAGGACCAAUAGCUUUGUAGAAGUACCUCAUAUUGAUGAGGAUUCUGAAAUGCAUGAUGCACAUCAUAUGUAUGAAGAUACAUAUUUUCAGUUGCCUAGGCCUGAUGGAGGUGAAACCUCUACUUUUACAAAUUUGGAUGAUUUUUACCGAAACAAAGUUUUAGAAGCUGAGGUUCCUUUAUACCCUGGUUGCACUAAAUACACAAAAUUAUCAGCCACAUUAAACUUGUACAAGUUGAAGGCUGAUUCUGGUCUUUCCAAUGUUGGGUUUGACAACUUCUUAAAGGAAUUCAAGAAUAUGUUGCCUAAAGGGAAUACAUGUCCUGAUUCAUUGUACACAGUAAAGAAGACACUUAAGGAUUUUGAUUUAGGCUAUGAGAAGAUACAUACGUGCAUCAAUGAUUGCUGUUUGUUCAGGGGAGACAAUUUGAACCUGCAAAAAUGUCCCGAAUGUCAGGCUUCUAGGUGGAAAGUAAACCCACGUACUAAAAAGAUAGAAGAAGGAACUCUUGCAAAAGUUUUGCGGUACUUUCCCAUAAUUCCUAGACUUCAACGAAUGUUUCUUUCGUCGACCAUAGGAGAACAAUUAACAUGGCACUCCUCUCAUCACAGUCAAGAUGGCAUGAUGCGUCAUCCAGUUGACUCAGUUCAAUGGAGUUUUAUAGAUAAAAAAUGGGCAGCAUUUGCUUCUGAUCCCAGAAAUUUGAGAUUUGGACUUGCAACUGAUGGGUUCAAUCCAUUCAGUGAAAAAAGCACCAAACAUAGUACCUGGCCAGUGAUUCUAGUCAUAUAUAAUCUUCCCCCAAAUGUUUGUAUGUCAUCUGAAAACUUGAUGCUUAGCUUACUCAUUCCAGGUCCUAGGCAACCAGGGAACGACAUUGAUGUAUAUUUGCAGCCUCUGAGAGAUGAUUUAGUGAAGUUGUGGAAUGGUGUUGAAAUGUAUGAUGCCUAUAGUAAAGCCAUGUUCAACCUUAGAGCUAUCUUAUUAUGGACCAUUAAUGAUUUUCCAGCUUAUGGAAACUUAUCUGGGUUGGCUGUAAAAGGAGAAUUUGGUUGUCCCGUAUGUGGUUGA
This is a messenger RNA of Argentina anserina (silverweed cinquefoil), 1320 nucleotides long. RefSeq lists its product as uncharacterized. The transcript has a single exon. Lineage: Eukaryota; Viridiplantae; Streptophyta; Magnoliopsida; Rosales; Rosaceae. Bases 1 to 1320 code for a protein of 439 amino acids. The record is from RefSeq and is a predicted model, not a curated record.